Molecule: messenger RNA, 1101 nt
Organism: Penaeus chinensis
Lineage: Eukaryota; Metazoa; Arthropoda; Malacostraca; Decapoda; Penaeidae
Product: plexin-B-like
Exons: 3
Coding region: 1-1086 (361 amino acids)
Biological process (GO): motor neuron axon guidance; regulation of GTPase activity; positive regulation of axonogenesis
Cellular component (GO): semaphorin receptor complex
Molecular function (GO): semaphorin receptor activity
Source: RefSeq, a predicted model, not a curated record
AUGGAGCGGUGUGAUUGCUUUGGAAGUGUGCAGCUGACGAUCCGGACGCUGCCGGAGCUGCCCGCCGGCGCCAAGUACCAGUGCGUGUGGGGGUCGGCGCCCCCCGCGGACGCCCUGGUCACGGCCACGGGGCUGACGUGCAUGACGCCCGCGCGCGCGUUCCGGCCGCCCAUCCCCCCGCACCACGACCACGUGCUGGUGCCGCUGGCCGUGCGCUCCAGCGAGACCAACAAGGACUUCGUGUCGCGCAACUUCGCCUUCUACGACUGCAGCCGCCACAACACCUGCGGCAGCUGCGUCAGGAGCGACUGGGCCUGCAACUGGUGCGUCUACGAGAACACGUGCACGCACAACGCGUCCACGUGCAGCGGUAACGUCGUGUCUGGGGAAAACAAUCCCGCGCAGCUCGCCUCGCACGGCUCCGGCUUCUGCCCGCGCUUCUGGCAGGACCAGACGCCGCUGCUGGCCGCCGACGGCGCCAAGAGCGAGCUGCAGCUGCUGGUGGAGAACCUGCCGGUGCCGCGCGUGGGCCAGCUGGGCUUCCAGUGCGUGGUGAGCAUCGAGGGCGCCACCAUGCUGGUGGGCGCGCGGGUCAUGGGCGCCGCGGACGAGGACGACGGCGGCCUCACGCCCACCACGACCGCCACCAGCAGCCACCUGUACCACCGGCGCGUGCAGCGCGUGGUGUGCGAGGCCACGGUGUACCGCUACGAGUCGGGCGAGGGCGAGUACGAGGCCCGCGUCACGCUGGUGUGGAACCGCGACCACGUGGUGGACGCGCGCCCGCUCACGCUCUACAAGUGCGGCGUGCUGGGCGCCCACCGCGGCCACCACGACUGCUCGCUCUGCGUCACGCGCCACCCGCGCUACCGCUGCACCUGGUGCGGCGCCGCCUGCAGGUACGCGCCCCACUGCCCCUCGCUCACGGGCGUCGCCGCGGCGUCGUCGGCGGGCGUGGCGGCGAGACCGACGAUGUUCGGAGGGCGCGUGGAUGCGAACGACGCCCGCCUGGCCCAGUGCCCGACGCCCAGGAUUGACGUGGUAAGUACCUUCACCUUUUGCCCUUGCGACCGAGACGCGACGUAGGUGGCGUGGGUGGCG